This is a messenger RNA of Aphis gossypii (cotton aphid), 2139 nucleotides long. Its product is annotated as zinc finger MYM-type protein 1-like. The record is from RefSeq and is a predicted model, not a curated record. The coding region runs from base 1 to 2139 and encodes 712 amino acids. NCBI's taxonomy places the organism in Eukaryota, Metazoa, Arthropoda, Insecta, Hemiptera, Aphididae. Gene Ontology annotation, molecular function: protein dimerization activity. The transcript is spliced from 12 exons.
AUGCCUACGUAUCCGUACUCCAGUUCUGAACCAGUAAAUACAGACAUAAGUCAAUCUAGUACUAGUAGUACUAGUUCGAAGAAUACUGCUAUAUCCGAACAAAAUAUUCUUGUAAAACCAUGGAUUCCUCCUUCUACAUAUGCAUUUCCAAUAUUAGACCAAAAUAAAAAAAGGAAACUUAAGUUUCAACAUCAAUGGUUUAAUAGUUAUAACUGGUUGGUUUAUUCUGAGCUGAAAAAUGGGGUAUUUUGCAAGUUUUGCUUGGUAUUUGCAACGACUGGUGGUGUUGGCCAACAAAAAUUAGGGGCUUUAACAAAUAAAGCUUUUACAAAUUGGAAAAAUGCAAAAGAAAAAUUUAAUGAACAUGCAAGCUUUGAUUACCAUAAUAUGUCAGUUACAAAAGCAGAAGGUUUUUUGAGUAUUUAUUCAAACAAAACACCAUCAAUUAUAACUGCUUUAGAUAAUGACAGAGACAAAUUAAUACCUAUCAUUGAAUGCAUUUUACUAUGUGGUUAUCAAGAAAUUCCUUUGAGAGGCAGUUUUGAUUUUGGUCCAAUAAAUUUUAAAAAUUCAACUCACAAUGAAGGUAAUUUUCGGGCCAUUUUAAAAUAUAAAGCAAAAGAUUGUGAGUUUUUAAAGUCCCAUCUUGAAUCGGAUACAAGAAGCAAAUAUUUGAGCCCUCAAAUUCAAAAUGAGAUUAUCACUAUUUGUGGAGAUAUUUUAAUUAAAAAAUUAGUUGACAAAGUUAAUGAAUCUAAAUGUUUUUCGGUCAUGGCUGAUGAAACCACAGAUGUGUCGGUGUCAGAACAGCUGACAAUAUGUGUGCGCUAUUUAAGUGUUACUGGUUCAAACAUUGAAAUCAAUGAAGAUUUCUUAAAGUUUUAUGAAAUCAGCAGUUUGACUGGAAAAGAUUUGGCGUCAUCAAUCCUAAAUGGACUAAAUUCAUGUGGGCUUGAUUGUGACUUUUUGUACGGCCAAGGAUAUGACGGUGCAGCAAAUAUGGCUGGUCAAUUUAAAGGUGCUCAAACAAUUAUACGAUCUAAACAUCCAAAAGCCUUGUAUGUCCAUUGUGCUGCGCAUUCUUUAAAUUUAGCCGUUUCGUCUGCAUUUAUUAAUAAUGGUGAUUGGGAACCAAAAGUGAAAACUUUAAAACGUCUGUGUAUGACAAGAUGGGUACAACGUUAUGACGCUAUCAAUGAUUUCAUCGAACUAUUUCCAUGUGUAACAACUGCACUUAGUAACAUAUCAGAAUGGAAUGACAGUUCAAGUACUGAUGCAAAUAUUAUGUUAAAAGCAAUAGAUUCAGAAUUUCUUGUGUCUCUUCAAGUUAUUAAAGUAUUAUUUUCAGUUGCGCUACCAUUGUGUAAGCAGCUUCAGAGAAAAAACAUUGACUUAAAAGAAAUGGUCAAUUUGGCAAGUACUAGUAUGACUGUUCUUGAAAAUCUAAGAAAAAAUGUUGAAAAUGAAUUCAAAAAAAUGUUCAAAGAAGCUCAAAGAAUGGCUGAAAUAGUGGGAAUAGAAAUAUCUACUAAACGCAUUAUAAACCGUCAAAAAAACAGGUCAAACUAUUUGUCAUCAAAUAACAGCCUUAGUCCUGAAGACUAUUUCCGCGUAUCAAUUUGUAUUCCCUUCAUUGAAUCAUUCAUAUCACAAAUUAAUGAAAGAUUCUUGGUUCACCAAAAUAUUUUUAAAGGGUUUCAAUGUUUGUUUGAUGACACUAAUUCAAAAGAUAUAAAAGACUUUGAAUCUCUAGUUUCUUUCUAUAUUCCUGAAGUUGAUACUGUCACAACUAACUGCGAGCUUCAAAUUUGGAAACAAAAACUUAAAGGGCUAGUAACAAAUAAAAAUGAAAUGCUACCUUCUAAUGCAUUGGAUGCCAUCAGGUGUUGUGACCCAAUCAUAUUCCCUAAUAUAUUUAUGUUAUUAAACAUUUUGUGCUGUCUCCCAGUUUCUACUUCAACACCAGAAAGGUCUUUUUCUAGCUUAAAAAGAAUAAAAACCUACCUCAGAAACAGUAUGAAAGAGGAUCGUCUCAAUGGUUUAGUGUUACUAAGUUAUUAUAGGAAUGUUGUUAUCACGCCAGAUGAAGUAUUAAAUGAAAUGGCAAAGAAGCCGAGAAAAAUUGACUUAGUGUUAUAA